Molecule: messenger RNA, 395 nt
Organism: Paramecium primaurelia
Lineage: Eukaryota; Ciliophora; Oligohymenophorea; Peniculida; Parameciidae
Source: the annotation of a GenBank genome assembly
AUGAUAAUUAGAUAUAAUUAUAACAUAUUAUUAAUUAAAAGUCAUUACUAUCUUGAUCUUCCAAGAUAUAAAAAAAUUAAGGAUAGUAUUCUAAAAAAUAUUGGAAAUGCAAUCAAAACAUAAAUGCUAUUCCAUAAUCCAAAAUCUAAAGAAAAGGUAUCAAUAGGAUUUUAACUCUGCAUAGACUAUCCUAUAAAUUCAUCUCUUCUAGUAUCAUAUUCAUUAUAUAUUAGAGCUUCAAAGGCAUAUUUCAUUGGACUUAAAUAUUAUAACCAACUUAUCCAAUCCAUAAACAAUGACUAAUUAGCAUAAAAACCAGAAAAGACAAUGAGAGGCAUCAGCACUACAGGGAUAAUACCAGAUGCAUUUCGAGCAUCUGUUAGCAUAGAUCCAAC